Messenger RNA from Psylliodes chrysocephalus, 474 nucleotides. Lineage: Eukaryota; Metazoa; Arthropoda; Insecta; Coleoptera; Chrysomelidae. The record is from the annotation of a GenBank genome assembly.
AUGAAAGACAAGAGAUAUUUGUUCAUUAUUGGAAUCUUGGGAGAUAUAAAUAGACCCUAUAGUAUUGUUGAACUGGAACAAGAACAUAUUUUUGAUUUAAAAGAUCUUCAAGAAAGAACUUCCAUCAAUUGGGACAAGGAUGAACAUAAUGAGAAAGUGUACUGGAAUAAAUUAAGAAUCCUACAAACCAGGCCGGACUAUCCAAAUAUGUGUUUGUUUAAAUACAAGUUUGAAGAUAUCGAAUUCAAAAAAAUUAAUUUGACCGAAAAGGGUAGAAAGAAAAUCCAAAUUAAUAUAAAAGAUACUGAACUGAAGCAAAAGUAUACACAAAAAAUUCCAUUAACUAAAAAGAAAUACGACCACUUACAAUUUCUUUUCCAGAAAAAAGUUAUUCCAUGUCAAUAUCAUGAUUUUUUUAAAAACCUUCCGUCUGCGGAAAAGGCCGCAGCCCAAGAUUCAGACAGUGAUGCUUAA